GUCAGAAAUUUAAUUUCGAUCUCAAUUUCCACAAAACACUACCCCGAGUCCCCGACUUUCCCCAUCACCUCCUCGUUACAAGGAAUUUGGGAAGACGUGUUUUUUCGCUCUUAACGAUUUGAAUUAGAUAUGAAAUUCCACGAAAAUCGUCAAUAUCGCCGUGGAUUUGCUAGAUUUUCUUCAGUCGUCUUGUGACACCACAGUACGCGAAAUAUUGCUUAUUCAAUUGCUGCCAUAUGUAUUUCAACUUAUCGAAAAAAUAAUUAUUAAGGACAAUUAUCUUGUUGGUGAAAAAAUUCCGAAAAAGUCAUAACCAAAUCUCAGUCAAAGAGUCUGUGACUACAGUUUUAUCACCUUUAACCUGGAAAUUACGACGGAAUAAGAUGCUCCUACGCUACAUUGACAUUGAGCAACAAAGUCACCUCUAACCCCUUCAUCUUUUAUUAAACAACGCGUGUUUACUUGUUUAUUAACGUAGAAUCGAGCAAUAUAUUGAUUGCAAGAAUUGUUCAAAUUACGUAUAUCACAAACCAAUGGUACCAAGUACCAAGGACAUUAGUCACAGGCUGGCUAACUGCUUGGACAACAACUCGUUGCGUUAAUAUCCGCAAGUCAUAUCUGGAUAAUACGACUCUCACUCACUCACUGGUCCUUUAUCUAUCAUCAAUCAGAAUAGCAUUAAAGUCAAGAGAAAGUUUAGUUCACAAUUGUUAUAAAAUCUUCAAAGAAACCAGACUUUUCUGAUAACAGUUUCUGACUUUCUCUUCAUAUUCAAAUAACCCAAGGUCACUGGAAUUGUGUGUGAAAGGAGAAAGUUCUAGAUUCCACUAUGCAACGCAACUUUACAUUAACCAUUGUAGUAAAGAAACGUUUAUUUCAAAAACGGUUAUUAAACGAAGUUUGGAUUCACUAACGACAAUUCCUUUACAGACCAACAGUUCGACGCAACCUAACCUGGAGAGCCUGAUUGAAAUGGUUCUGAACGCUGAGCUCGAUAAGCUGGCAGGGACCGAAAUUGGUAUCGACAAUUUAUACCCAGCCGUAGUAGAAUGCUUUUCAGUGAUUUUGCUGGGAUUCAUAGCUGGCAAGGCAGGAGUUAUAUCCCAAAGUGAAACAAAAGGCUUCAAUUCUUUCAUAGGAAAGUUUUCACUUCCUUCCCUCAUUUUCCUUUCACUAGCACAACUUGAUCUAAAAUCUGUCAACUGGUGGUUUCUGCUUGCUAUAUUGUUGGCAAAAACAUUGGUGUUCUUCUCUGUUAUGUUGAUCUCAAGUCUUGUAAAUCGGGGUACAAAAUUAGACAAGGCUGGAAUAUUUGCGAUAUUUUGCACUCAAAGCAAUGAUUUUGCUCUUGGAUAUCCCAUCAUUGCUGCAUUGUACGGUAAAACUCAUCCCGAGUAUGCUGGAUAUCUUUACUUGGCAGCACCGGUGAAUCUGUUACUGCUAAAUCCUAUCGCAUUUAUUUUAAUGGAGGUGUCCAAGCAGAAGGAGGUGGAGAGGUUGCAAAUAGAAUCCGAUGGGGCUAAAGGACUUCAAUACGAACGCCCAAAAUAUCAAAUUGUGAAACGCGUGAUACUGAACCUAUGCUGCAACCCUGUAAUAAUAAUGACCGCACUCGGUAUACUCGGAAACUUGAUAUUCAAACAUUGUGUGCCUGCCAUUUUGGAAGGAAUACUCAAAGUUUUAGGAUCCGCUUUCUCUGCGUGUGCUCUUUUCUCUCUUGGGUUAACCAUGGUCGGCAGUGCUGCAAGUCUGAAAGGGUCUGGAAUCCUUGUGCCAGGAAUACUCAUUAGUGUGAAACUGUUGGUUUUGCCCGUCGUGACGAGAGAAAUGGUUAGCUUGCUUCAACCCGGAAUGAAUGCCAACGACACCGCUUCCUUGAGUAAUUUUGGCUUUCUUUACGGCACCUUUCCUUCAGCCCCUGGAGUAUUUGUUUAUGCAAAUCAAUAUGAUGUCGCCGUGCAAAUGAUUGCAAGUGCAAUGGUCGCCUGUACAUUUGUGUCUGCUCCGUUAAUGUUUGUUUCUGCUAAGAUGAUAACUUUGCAAAAGCUUAACCCCAGAGAUUAUGUCCAUGACUUGGACACUUUUCUGCAAAAUAUUAGUGUCUUGGCAUUCUUAGCUUGUACCUGGGUUAUAGUCGUAUUCGUACUUGGAAAAAAGUGGAGAAAAGUACCUCACUGUUUCACAUUGUUUCUGGUUGUGUCGCAGGCAAUUUCUUGCCUUGGAGCAAUCCUUUGGUCAUGGUUAGGUGUGGAUGGAUGCACUGGUUGGAAGCUAUAUCUGCAAUUUGGCGUUCUUCAGUUUGGAAUAUUUAGUUCGCGAAUCUUCACCGCAAUCUUAGCAGCCAGUUUAGUUUUCCUUAGGUGCCGAAGUCUUUGUUUUGUACUACGGUUGCGUCCCUAUCUAAUUGUUAUGGGCUGUGGAAUUCCAAGUGUGCUGGUGACGGUUUUAAUGCUAGCAGUAAGAAGGGAGACUCUUGAAGAAAAACAGGAUCCCGUUUUCCAAUAUGGAGUAACUCAAGCAUUGGUCGCGGUAAUGCUACUGAUGAUAUGUUUUAUCGUAACAAUUGGCUGUUUGAUUAUGCAACAACGAUAUGAAAGACAAUAUGCACAAUAUAAUACUCUUCCAACCCAUCUACACGAAAGUGAUGAAGAUGUCCCACCACGUCGGUCGUUACGAAGGCGAAACGAGAGCGUUUCUUCAAGAAAUGUACGACUAGGAGGUGGUGUAAUUCCAACUCCAAAAUUACGACCACGAGCGAGAAGCGGAUCCUGCUCUGGGUGUACAAAGGUAGAUGAGAAUGCUCCAGGUCCAUCGUUUUCCAGACCACAGAUUACUGUCACCGAAAUUGAAGACUUGAAAACGAGUGAUCAUGAAUUAGAGGAUGACGAUGCAGAAAGCCUUUUCAGUUUUAAUGAUGACUUAUGUGCUCCCUCGAAACACCCGUGCGAUCCCAUUCAGAGAAGACAUUGUACAACUCUUUUGGAGAGAUACAGGCAGACAAACUAUUUAACAGAACCUGAAGAAAUUGGGAUCGUGCGAGACAGGGAUGAUGAGUUUCAAAUGUUACGGCACAUUAUUCUUCUUCUUCUCUUGUGCUCUUCCAUGUUUGUUGGAAUGGCUCUUUGUAUCUGGACUUUAAUUAUGGAAGAUGUGACAGGAAUUUAUGUGGAAUUAGUAUUUCUGGAUGCAGCGCUGAAUUUUGGCCAAGGAUUCUUUACUUUCAUGCUAUUUGGACUUAACACCAGGAUGAUUGUAAUGCCGUUAAAUAAAUGGUGGAGAAGAAUCAUUUAUGGAGAAGGUGCUAUAAGGUUGCCAGCGUGGGAGGAACUUUCUACGGAGACUAGGGAAAUCUGUCACCAAUUUCUGACUUAUCACUAUGAAAAGUGCAUGCAAGACAUAGUGCGAGACCGACGCUGGAGGAUGGAAGAAUACUGGCAAGUUUUUUGUGGAAAUGAACUAGUUGACUGGCUCCUGAUGGUUGGUUUAGCUCGAGAUCGUAUUGAAGCUAUUAAAUACGGAAAGCAUUUGCUGAAUGGGCGAGUCAUACGUCAUAUUAAAAAUCUGCAUCCUUUCCACGACCAACCAUUUUUCUACACGUUUAGUCCAAAUGCUGACAACCAAAUGGAAGAACAAUAGUAUAGAUAUCUCAGAGCUGACGAUUAAUGUUACAAAAAAUUAAGCCAAUUUAUUAAUGGAUCAAAUCUCCUGACUUUGACUAUGUUUAUUUUGAAAAGACGUACGUAAUAUAAUCACAUUUCUAAACAUUAUUUUUCUAGUCUUCAAGCGUGCUUGUGCCUACUCUAUCGCAAAUUCAACGAUUAAUGUUCAACUUUGUAUGUAUGUCAUUUGAAGUUGUGGUGAUGUACUUUUGUGUGGGUGGUAAAAAAUAUACCCAACCUAGUCGUUUCAUUGCUCACAAACGAUGUACCUUACACGUUAUGUUUAUACAUCACCUUGAGAGAAAGUAUUUUAAAUUAGUCGACUCGAAUAAGAAUAUGUUACCGAAAUGUUACCAUUUAAAAAUAUCACGUUUGAACCUUUCCUAGUUCUCUUGAACAUGUGUGCUGUUACCAUUUAUUGCUUAACGUUGACGUAACGUCAAUUUUGUUGUAUUAUUAUAGUAAAUACUGUUUAUUUUAAAUAGACACUUAGAUAUGUAGUGUUGAUCUUUCUUGCUGAGUAUAUUUCACUCGUGAAUAAAAUUUGUUUUUGCAAAA
Molecule: messenger RNA, 4217 nt
Organism: Folsomia candida
Lineage: Eukaryota; Metazoa; Arthropoda; Collembola; Entomobryomorpha; Isotomidae
Gene: anchor
Product: integral membrane protein GPR155
Exons: 21
Coding region: 973-3636 (887 amino acids)
Biological process (GO): intracellular signal transduction; transmembrane transport
Cellular component (GO): membrane
Source: RefSeq, a predicted model, not a curated record